UUUAAACCGAGGCGGCAAAAAAUUACUACCGCUGGAGACACAGUAACCCUAGAUCUAGUCUGCAAACGGUUCUUUGUCUUUUCAAGCGAUCUUUUAUCUUCUUCUCCCUAUGUUGGGAUCCAACGAACUUGCUGUAUCGUCUGCGGAUGACUUUGAAAGAUCAAAUGAAGCGCACCGGAUUUUCAUGGAUGUUUUCUACGGAAGAAACGUUGCAGAAUUCAGGGAGAAUGGUGAUUUUGUGACCAGAAAUAUUGUUGGAUUUGGACUCGGUCCCCAAAACUACAGUGUCUGUAUCUCACGGUAUUAUCUCGAUACUUCUACUAAACGAAUGAAGCGGUCAGACGGCGGCGUGCUUUCUGCUCCGAGAAAUGAAUCCUCCAAUGGUGAUCUACCUAUAACCGUUCAAGGUCGUGAUCGUGAUGGGAAUGCCUCUCAAAGUAAGUGUCACAAUCGAGUUACUAGAAGUAAUACUAUCACAUAUCCAGUCCAUGAAAAAUCUCAUGAAUCCACUCCUUUUACUUCAAAUGUAAUUUCACCCACUGUGUCAAAUAACUCUUUGACGGAUCUAUAUUCUCGUCUACGUGACCAUGUCAAUUAUUUACUUAAGGCAGCAGGUUGGGUAAUUGAGAAGAAGAAGGUAGGCAAAAAGUCAUUUGUGCAUACAACUUAUAAGUCUCCCACUGGAGAAAUCUUUACUGCAUUUUACAAAAUUUGGGACUUAUUUGGGAAGAGUCUGUUAAUGUUUGCUGGUAGUAGCUACAAGAUGGUACAGCAAGAAGACGGCAAACAGUGGAUUAAUAUUAAAGAGUUUGGCUCUGACCUAUCACAAGCACUGAUAGAUUUUGAGACAGAGGAUUGCAGUCAAAUGGAACCUACGUACGCGUUGGUUCGUAAAUGGAGUCUUCUGGAUCCUUUUGUUACAGUGGUGAUGAUUAAAAAACAGAUUCUUACCCUAAGAAAGGGAAUGCCAGUCAAAGUAGCCACAACUGUGGUGUCAGAUUUGAGAGAUGCAGAUUCAGUGGCUGAGGGGAUUGAGGCUGUGCCCACUCAGCAAGAUAAUUGGUUAAACUUGGCAUUGGAGUUAAGGCCACCAAACUUGAAGAAUCUAAAGAAAACUCAGGGUGAUGAUAAAGCACUGGAAUUUUUCACGCCUGCUGAUGCAGUUCCUGAAUUUGAAAAUGCCCGAAAGAAGCUUGCACAAUCCGGCUGCAGUGGCACUGCAGCGUCAAACCUUAAGAUGGGCCUCCUAACAUCUGGAACAACAGUGACUUGUCUGACAAAGAAGAGGCGGAGAAGGAACUUCUGAUGCUCAACUGUGAAAAACAAAAAAAAUAAAAGAAUAAAAAGUUGUUCGUCUGUCAGAUUUUCUGAGCACCAAUUAGCAGUGGUUUUUACUUUUUAGUGUUUUCGUAGUCAAUUGCUCUUUCAUCUCAGUUCUCAAGUAAGGAUAUUUUUGUUAUUAGUUACCAAUAAGUUGUGAUCAUAUCUCCGGUCAUAGUCAUCUCACAAGCUAAACGGAUGGUGGCUAAAGCAAGUCCAGGAAAGCUACCAGUCCCAAUCAGUGGUAUCGUGUGGAUUACUACGGGACUGUCGAGCGACUCGAUGCUCCUGAGUAACUUUGGGUAUCAUGCGGGACCGUGCGACUCGAUGAUCAUUGGAAAUUGGGUAUCAUGAGGGACCGUGCGACUCGAUGAUCAUUGGAAACUGUAGGUGGUUUAAUGACACCAGCAAUAUUAGAGAAAAAGGGUAUCCCCAAACCAGUGGCCGAAUCCAGUAAGAAACAUAGGAACUUGGAGACUAAGCCC
Molecule: messenger RNA, 1805 nt
Organism: Papaver somniferum (opium poppy)
Lineage: Eukaryota; Viridiplantae; Streptophyta; Magnoliopsida; Ranunculales; Papaveraceae
Exons: 3
Coding region: 110-1306 (398 amino acids)
Source: RefSeq, a predicted model, not a curated record